AUGACCUUACCAUGCCUUCCAGCAGAUAUCGUUUCUGAAACACUCGAGCACUUACACUCGGAUCUAAAAUCCAUGCGCUCAUGUAUUUUAGUUGAUCGGAUGUGGUGUAAAGUAGCAAUUCAGAUUCUUUGGCGAUCUCCGUCGCACUAUAAAUCCCUUGCAAACUCAUCGAAAUUCUGGUCUCGCAUGGCUUAUACGGUUAUCUCAUGCUUGAUUCAGUCGUCGACUGGGAAUUUAAUUGAAAUAUUGGAUAUGGAAAAGGAUUAUUCUCAAUUCUCAAACCUUCGAAGCCAGACACCACCAUUAUUUGAUUAUCUUUUGUUUUGGAGAUUUCUUUCACUCUCAGAUAUUAGUAAUAUCAAAAAAUACAUAUGUCUUGAAGACAAAUCCACAUAUGUUGACUAUCUCUUAGAAAGUGAACUUUAUUGUAGUUUUUUGUCAUGUGGUUCCCGAAUAAAGUACCUUGAACUUCCGUUCAAUGUAUAUUUGACACAACAUCCAGGAGUAGAAAUCACAUUAUCAAAUCUUCAAUGUCUACGCUGUGAUGCCAACAUCUCGUCUGACUAUUAUGCUGAACUGUCGACUUGCUGCCGCACGCUUCAGAAACUAUACAUUGAAAUUUGGGGUGAGGAUAAUGAAGGUCUGGCAAAUUUGAUUAAAUCUCAGAAGGCGCUCAAGCACUUUGAGAUUCACUCUCAGAUAGUUCAGAUAUACCCAAUGAUUUCCGAUGCAUUGUGCACUCAGGUAAAUUCACUGCGGUAUUUACGGAUAAUCGGGAAUCCAUGUUUCGAGACAGGUGUGAUCGGGAUGUUCAAGCAUUUGACGACAUUAAUAUUAGAAAAUUUUAAUCACAAUGUUGAAAUCUUGGAGCAAAUGAAUUUUCCAGAGUUGAAGGUUUUAGAAGUAGUUAAUGACACAGUUACUCCUUUUGAAAUUUACAAAGGAAUCAUCGAGAGUGCAGCUGCAAACGACUCAAAAAAGGGUGGCGGUGGUGGAUUAAAAAGGAUAUACUGGCCAUUAAUGCAUACGACAGUCGAUUUGAAUCCGAGGGUUUAUUCCGAAUAUGUGGUUAAUUAUUGUUCUAAUAUUUUAUUUGUCUCAAUUUACGUAAAAGAGAGUUCUCUAGCUGAGCUUGAAGUUUUACUGGUCCAUUUGAAUAAUCUAGAAGGAAUAGAAAUUCAAGUAGAUAGCAAAACAAGUCCAUCACACCUGUUCAACUUAUUGUCUACUAAGUCGCCCAGAUCCCUUACAAUGUUGUCACUCAUGAAUUUUGAUAGCGAAUGGAUGAUGACACCCGAAGAAUUGGACGUGUUUUUUCAUGAUUGGGGCAAUAGGAGGAAUGGAGAAGGCUUACGAAUAUACUUUCAACGAGAUCUAAUUUACAGUUCUCAUUACAAAGUGAUUAAGAAGUAUGGGAGAAAGGGAGUAAUACAAGAGUUUAUGGAAUACUUCCAAAGCAUCUAUGAGAUAGAGGAGGUGGCUAUGUGCGUCGUACCAUCACCCAAGUCCGAACACGAGGCACGGUCUACCGUAAGCAUCGCCAUAUUCGCAACCAUAUGUCAAGUGAUCAAUAGAGAUUAUCGUUGGUGUAAUUUUUCCAGUGAAAUGGGCGACAUCCCUGACUAUUGUCCAUCAGACUAUCCCUACCAAGUGCCCAUUACUCUAAAGGCUUGUCAAAUUCGUCUCGCGAACUUAAUAUGCAUGUGGCUUUAUUACGCUUCGUUAAUUCUUUUAAUACCCACGUGUUGGUCACUACAAACCUUGGCCGAUAAAAAGAAUUUACAUGUAGAUACUGGUGGGUAUAGCAUUCAUGAGAGCUACAAUACUGGUUGGCCGGGAAUUAGAAAAGCGGAAAACGAAAUAAUAAAGACUAUUAGCGAGUCACCAAAUUCUAGUGAAAUUAUAUGGAGUGCGAGUCCCUUGGAUAAUAAUAUCGUAGAUAUUGGUGGUUUUCCGAGUGGAGUAGAAACCAGCGGAAACGCAGAAGAGAGCGCAUAA
Messenger RNA from Acaulospora morrowiae, 1998 nucleotides. NCBI's taxonomy places the organism in Eukaryota, Fungi, Glomeromycota, Glomeromycetes, Diversisporales, Acaulosporaceae. The record is from the annotation of a GenBank genome assembly.